Perca fluviatilis (European perch) is the source of this 2826-nucleotide messenger RNA. It is a transcript of the gene cxcr2, whose product is annotated as chemokine (C-X-C motif) receptor 2. Gene Ontology annotation, cellular component: membrane. The transcript is spliced from 2 exons. The coding region runs from base 92 to 1240 and encodes 382 amino acids. NCBI's taxonomy places the organism in Eukaryota, Metazoa, Chordata, Actinopteri, Perciformes, Percidae. The record is from RefSeq and is a predicted model, not a curated record. Gene Ontology annotation, molecular function: C-X-C chemokine receptor activity. Gene Ontology annotation, biological process: G protein-coupled receptor signaling pathway; neutrophil chemotaxis; immune response.
CACACACGUUACAACAGGUCUGAAAGUAAAGACAACACUUCUUGCCAAACAUCUUUAUUCUUGUUAACCUGGGUGCAACAAGAAAGGAGGGAUGAAGCUACAACUUUUGAUCGUUUGUGUUUUUAAGUAUUUGGUUCAAACCAAUCAACAAGAUGGGGAAAAACAGCUGACAACAGAGGGAGUUACCCUUGAUGUAAGUUACUGGAAUUCCAUUUACAAUUCUUCUUAUUAUGAAGAUGAACCAUCUGCUCCUUGCAGUGUAACUCCGCCUGGAUUUAAUAGCUUGGGCCUGAUGAUCACCUUCAUGGUCGUGUUUGUCCUCAGCCUGUUGGGCAACAGUGUAGUUGUCUAUGUGGUGUGUUCUAUGAAGAAAGGUAGAGCCAGCACAGAUAUCUACUUGAUGCACCUGGCGAUGGCAGACCUUCUCUUCUGUCUUACCCUCCCGUUCUGGGCCGUCAAUGCUCACUUUGGUUGGAUCUUUGGCAACUUCCUGUGCAAACUCCUGUCGGGCUUCCAGGAGGCAUCGGUAUACAGUGGUGUCUUCUUGCUGGUGUGCAUCAGUGUUGACCGCCACUUUGCCAUUGUGAGAGCUACACGUGUCCUGACCUCCCAUCACCUGUUGGUGAAAGUGGUGUGCGGUAUGGUGUGGCUGGUGGCCGGAGUGCUGUGCUUACCCGUGGCGAUUCAAAGGGAGAGCCUGCAUGCUGAAGACCUGGGCCAAACCAUUUGCUAUGAAAACCUAACCGGUGAAAGCAGUGACCACUGGCGUGUUGGCCUGCGUGUCAUGCGCCACAUUUUGGGCUUUUUCCUGCCACUGGUGGUGAUGGCUGUCUGCUACGGCUGGAUCUUGGUGACGCUGUUCAACGCACGCAAUCGACAAAAGCAAAAGGUCAUACGCGUCAUCAUGGCAGUGGUGUCAGCAUUCGUUCUUUGCUGGCUGCCUUAUAACAUCACUGUCCUGAUUGACACACUCAUACGAGGCGGAACACUUCCAAUGGAGACAUGUGAAACUCGCUAUACAGUGGAAAUGGUGCUAAAUGUGACCCAAGUGUUGGCCUUCAUGCACUGUGCAGUGAAUCCAGUGCUGUACGCCUUCAUUGGGGAGAAGUUCCGUAACCAGCUGCUCUUAGCUCUGUACAAACACGGGAUCAUCAGCAAGAAGCUCCUGGUGGCUCACAGGAAGGGAUCAGUCAACAGUGCAGGGAGCAUUAAAUCUAGAAUCACCUCUGCUAGCAUGUAAAAAACCCCCAAAAAACAGGGGUUAACAGCUAACCUUGCUCUGUAUUUUUUGGAACCAGGCUAGCUGUUUCCCCCUGUUUUCAGUCUUUAGCUAUGCUACUGGCAGCUGGCUGUAGCCUUAUGUUGAAUAGACAGGCAUUCACGAAUAACUCUCUGCAAAGAAAGUGAACAAGCUUAUUUCCCAAAAAUGUCGAAAUAUUUCUUUAAAUCAUGUCAUCCCCAAAUUCUGAACAAAUAUUACUAAGGACGUGCAUGGUUCACAUGUAUGGUACUAAAGUUAAAAUGGUAUAGUCAAAACUUCAGCAGGAUGUCUGCUUUAGGAUCCUGUCACGACCCAGAUGUGUCCCCUAUAGCCUCAGAGAGCAUUUGCAACAACAACAAAAAAUCUUGCCUUAAUGUCUUUUGAUGCUAAGUGAUUUCACCUCGUUUGAAGGGUAAUUAUUGAGCAUAACAAUUUUGGACUCAAGAUCCUCAAAACAACCUCAAAAAUAUAAAUCAGAUGUGAAGCUAUCAAAAUAGUGAAUGAGAAAGACGUGCAGCUAUUGAUACUUUGAUCAUGUGCCAUCCUUUGUAACUUUGAGAACUGGUGCAAUUAUUGAAAUUGUUUGUGUAUGUUGUACAAAGCUUGUGUGUUUUUUCUUGGUAAGACAGUCCUUUAUGUCUUUUAAUAAUGUCAUUUUUCUUGUGUUUUUGAUUGUGAGACACGGAUGUGACUGGAGAGCCAUCUUCUUAUUUUGCAGUCUUUUCAUAGAAACACUGUGAACCUGUUUUUUUUUUUUUUGUCCCUACUCCAGACAUUAGUAGAAACAUUUUUUUAUCGUAAUCAGAGAUAUCAAACUUUCAAACAGGAAGAUGUGAUGAAAUCAGCUUUCUGUUUUCAAAAACAAGUGCUGUCUGUCUCUUUGAUGAAUGCUUUUCAUUUGGCCACAUCUCUAGGGUCUGUACAAACUGCAUGUGCAGGAAACAUACUGUAUAACAUUGUUCUUUGUAAUCAAUGCUAUCAUCUUAAAAUGCUCAAGGUCUAGCAACUGUUUUCUAGAUAUGCUUUAUCUGUUUAUCGGAAUCAGCACCUUGUAUGUGCAGGUAGUACGUGUGGAUAUGGUGUGUGUGUGUGUGUGUGUGUGUGUGUGUGUGCGCGCGCGCGUGUGUGCAAACGCAUUUGCAUACCUGUGUGGGGAGCUCUGUGGCUGAUAUAAAGAAACAAAAGGGAGAAAGUGUCUUCAUGAGAACUUGUGCAGCUGCCAUACAUGGAAAACAAAUUACAUGUAGGGGUUAGAAUGAUCAUUGUCUAAUCAUAUGAAUUAUUAUGGUAUUAUCCUAUUAUUCUCUGUUGUUUCUGCAAAACUCAUUACACUCUUCUGAACGAUUUCUAAUAGUUCUGUUUGGUUUUUUUAAAGUUUUUUUUAAAAUGCAUUUUCUAACAUAUAUAACCCAACAUGUAUGUGUAGUGUAAUUACAAAUUCCCAUUUAGCUAAUAUACAGUAUUGAGCUUUUAUGAGAAAAUGGCUUAAUAGUGCAAAAGUACACAAAUAGUGUAGUGCAAAUAAGCAAAUGAAAUGUAUACUUGAGUUAAAAUAAACCAUUAAA